GUUGGAAUGUUCAAUUCAAUUUCAGGAUUAUGGUUUGGACUGGAACUGAUGAAGAUCCUCCAUUCUUCCAUGAUCAUCCAACCAUGGGUCCCAUGGUAAGGAUGGGUUACGCUGUGUUUGUCCAGCCCGCUAUUUGGAUCAGGAAGAACGUGAUAGAACCCAACAGGACUAGCGAACCUGAGGCCUGGUAUCACAGGAGUCUACGCCGCGUACCAACCAUUGACGAGUGCUAUGUAGACGACGUUAUUUGCAGAGAGGAAGCGAAUGCCCAGUUUCUCAGAGAUAGAAAGGUUGAAGGACAAAUCGUCAAUAUCUUGCGUAGCAGACUAGACGACUGUAUAUUCUACGAGAAGGGUAGUGGACCUGCUCAGUGGGGAGAUCCUCGUGAUGGUCCAACUGUUGAUGUUAGCGAGGGGUCAAAUCAUCCUUGCAGAAAAAUAUUGGAAACUUUUGAAAGAGCACAUCAGAACUACUUUGUUAAAUAUGGAGAGCUUGGAUUGAAGCCCAGGGUUGAAGCAGCCUUCAUGAAGCAGAAACAUAGGUUUGUUGUGUACAGUUACUCCCAAGGGGGGGGGGGGGUCAAAACAGACGAUGAAAACGGAUAUACAAUUGUUUUUAUAUAAAUCUAAGAAAAUUAC
This is a messenger RNA of Eurytemora carolleeae, 638 nucleotides long. RefSeq names its product NADH dehydrogenase [ubiquinone] 1 beta subcomplex subunit 10 (gene ND-PDSW). The transcript has 4 exons. The record is from RefSeq and is a predicted model, not a curated record. Bases 30 to 623 code for a protein of 197 amino acids. NCBI's taxonomy places the organism in Eukaryota, Metazoa, Arthropoda, Copepoda, Calanoida, Temoridae.